UAAUUUAAAGGGGUCCUUGAGAUGCGCCAUGUGUCUGUGUGCUGCGGAGUUAAACUGAACAUAUCAUUACUCAUUUGUAAAUAUUGUCAGAUAAUAUCAUUUAAAAUCUAGUUUACGUUGUGGCGCAAAUCUUAAAUGUUUGAGUUCUAGCAGAGAAGAGUUUAAAUAUAGCGCAUGCGCGGUAUGUUUAUUUCCUACUUCCACACGUCAUUAUUUUUGCGUGUAAUUAUUAUUAUUAUUAUUUUAAAACAGUAAAUAUUUGUGCGCGUGACGAGGCACCAGUCGUGAUUUUACUUUAUUAUUUUAUUGAUUGAAUCUGAAGUACUUUGUUUUGCUAGGAAUGAUUUACCCGGAAGUAGAUAGGGGACAGAUCCGUACUGCGCAUGCGCAGAGCCUACACGGUGGUGAGAGGUGAGGAGAUGUCAGGUCGGGUCAGGAUGGCUGAAAAUUGUGCACAGCUCUUAGCCAGGAUUGAGGGGAGGCGAUCACUCAAAGACAUGGAUCAGCACAUUUUCCCUGUAAAUGGUGGUCCAGCUCAAGGUGAUGUCAUUGAGUUUCACGGAGUAGAAGGGAGUGGUAAGACCGAGAUGUUGUACCACCUCCUGAGCCGCUGCAUCCUCCCCACACACUGCGGAGGCUUGGAGGUGGAGGCCUUCUUCGUAGACACGGACUACCACUUUGACAUGCUGCGUCUGGUGAGCAUCCUGGAGGCCCGUCUGACCUCGUCGCCGCUGGAGAGCGAGAUGGAGGAGGUGGUCCGUUCCAGUUUGCGUCGCCUCUCUGUGCUCCACUGCUCCAGCUCCGUCCAGCUCCUCCUCACACUACACUAUUUGGAGGGAAUCCUGUGCAGCCGGCCCGCCCUCUGCCUGCUCGUCAUAGACAGUAUUUCCUCCUUCUAUUGGAUUGACCGUGCCAACGGGGGUGACAGCUUGGUUCGGCAGGAAGCCAACCUGAGGAAGUGCACCGAGAUACUGGAUAGGCUCAGGAGAGACUAUGGCGUUGUCGUUUUUGCCACCACACAUGCGGUUAUGAGGAAUUAUUCAUCCAGCUCGACAGCGUCUGGACCGGCAGAGCCGAGCAGAUCCACUCCUUCAUGGAAGUGCAGCUCGGACUUCGACAAGCAGUAUCUUUGCCGAGCCUGGCAAAAAUUACUAACACACAGACUUCUGUUCUCAAAAAGUGACCACAGUAGUGUAUCUGAGGACCACAAACAGCUUUUCUCUGUGGCAAGUAACACUGUAAGGACUAAAGGUGUUCAUCGAUGUGUGUUUUAUGUCACAGAAGCGGGCGUUCAGUUUAGCGAGUGAGCAGAAGAACUACACACAUCUGUGCACAUCUGUGAUUAAAUCCUUCGAGUCAGCUGUUUCAGGGCACAAAACAACAGGAAGUGGCCAGGGUCUGCAGUCUUGGGUUUUUGCACUGUCUGAUCUCUGGAAGAAGUGAACAUUUAUAUAACGUAUAAAACAAGAUAAUCAGCAGGCGAAGGACAGUUUAUAAGCAGUAGCGAUGCUUUACAGAUCAGAGGACUCAUCAUCUCGUCUCAUCAGACAUUUGACAUUUUUCAUAUGUUAAGAAUUAAUUAUUGAUUUUGUUAUUUUGUAACGCAACAUUGAAUUUUAAUAAAGAAGCUAGAAAU
Ictalurus punctatus (channel catfish) is the source of this 1636-nucleotide messenger RNA. It is a transcript of the gene xrcc2, whose product is annotated as X-ray repair complementing defective repair in Chinese hamster cells 2. The transcript is spliced from 3 exons. Lineage: Eukaryota; Metazoa; Chordata; Actinopteri; Siluriformes; Ictaluridae. Gene Ontology annotation, biological process: DNA strand invasion; double-strand break repair via homologous recombination. Gene Ontology annotation, cellular component: centrosome; Rad51B-Rad51C-Rad51D-XRCC2 complex; replication fork. The coding region runs from base 384 to 1307 and encodes 307 amino acids. Gene Ontology annotation, molecular function: ATP binding; four-way junction DNA binding; ATP-dependent DNA damage sensor activity. The record is from RefSeq and is a predicted model, not a curated record.